This is a messenger RNA of Malurus melanocephalus (red-backed fairy wren), 4253 nucleotides long. Its product is annotated as prostatic acid phosphatase-like. The record is from RefSeq and is a predicted model, not a curated record. Gene Ontology annotation, molecular function: acid phosphatase activity. Lineage: Eukaryota; Metazoa; Chordata; Aves; Passeriformes; Maluridae. Gene Ontology annotation, cellular component: lysosome; plasma membrane. Gene Ontology annotation, biological process: lysosome organization; dephosphorylation. Bases 92 to 1357 code for a protein of 421 amino acids. The transcript is spliced from 11 exons.
UUCCGCCCCUUUUGAAAGUACARCCUGACGCCUCACAGUUCAGCCUGAGCAGCUGCUGGAGCCACAAAGUCUUUUUUCUUUUUCUGUCAGGAUGGGUGUGAUAUGGCUUCCCAACGCAUCUAGGAUCCUGUGCUUUUCUUUUCAUAUUAUUCUCAUUCUGCUUCAACAGACUACUGCAGCACGAGAACUGAAGUUUGUGGUUGUAGUUUUCCGACAUGGUGACCGAACACCGAUUGUAAACUUUCCAACUGAUCUACACAAAGAAAGUGAAUGGCCCCAGGGAUUUGGACAACUCACCAAGACUGGAAUGCAGCAGCUGUUUGAACUUGGACAGUAUAUGAGGAAACGAUAUUCCAGCUUCUUGAACAGCACCUACAACCGGCAAGAGUUUUACAUCCAAAGUACAGAUUAUGAUCGCACCAUCAUGAGUGCCCARUCAUAUCUUUCUGGCCUUUUCCCACCAACUAGCAGCCAAAUUUGGAACCCUGAGCUUCUCUGGCAACCCAUUCCAGUUCAUACUUUUCAAAAAUCAACAGAGCAGAAGCUGCAUUUUCCUCUGCCCAACUGUCCCCGUUUUGAUGAACUUGAGAAAGAAACACAAACAUCUAAAGAAUUUCAAAAUAGAAUACAACCAUAUAGGGACUUUAUACAAACAAUGGCAGUCAACACAGGUCUUGAACUAAAUCACCUUAAAAUACUGGACAAUUUCCAGCUCUGGAAUACAUAUGAUACUCUAUAUUGUGAGGAUAUUCACAAUUACACUCUCCCUGUAUGGGCUACCAAAGAUGUAAUCAACAAGAUGGAAAAACUGGCAGAAUUGUCCUUAUUGUCAUUAUUUGGGAUUUAUAAAAGAGAAGAAAAAUCACGACUACAAGGAGGUGUCCUUGUGAAUAYUAUUUUAAAUAGUAUUAAACAAGCUGUGAAUUCUUCAAAUCCAAGAAAAAUGGAGGUCUACUCUGCACAUGACACCACAAUUGGGGCCGUCCAGAUUGCUCUCAAUAUUUUCAAUGGAAAACUGCCACCAUAUGCUGCUUGCCAGUUUUUUGAACUCUACCAAGAAAGCAAUGGGCAAUAUAGCAUCGAAAUGYACUAUCGGAAUGACACUUCAAAGGAUCCUUAUCUCCUCACUUUGCCAGGGUGCACCUCUUCUUGUCCACUUGAGAAGUUUGCUGAAUUAGUUUCUCCUGUGAUUACAGAAAAUUGGGCAAAAGAAUGUGGGAAGAAAGACAAAAUGAAAGAUAUUUUUAUCGGAUUUAAUGUUGCCGUUGUCUUGUUGUCCAUUUUUAACCUUGCACUGCUCUACCUCCUUUAUCAUUAUGGACACUGCAGACGCAGAAACAAUUACCAAGACAUUUAAAUGGGAGGUAAAGAAACAAAAGGGAGAGCAGCUAUACAUCAGGARAUACUUGAAGUUGCUGAUAUCCAUCAGUUUGCUCUGGUCAAAUUAAUCUCCAAAGCAUAUCCAAUAAACCUGAACAGCUGAGGUAUCUGUGGCCUAGUCCUAAAAUUCUAAACAUCUGCAGUGAGAAAUACUGUAGAAAUGCUUCAUUUUAGAAUUUACUGGAUGGAUGGAAUUACUCCAAUUUAUAUCUUUAGGUAUUCUUCUACUACUAUUAAUCAAUCCUACAUCAUCCAGUGGGGUGAAGGGAUGCUAUUGCCUAUUUUUAUAUUGCCUAUUACCAUUUAGCCCUCUGCUGCUCAACAAGUAUUUCUUAAAAAUCACAGUCUGUAAUACUUCCCUUACUUCUUAUAAAUGUUUUUUUUGUCCCUUCUGUUUCUUUGAGCCACUCUUAGAAUAAUUCUUCAAGCUAUCACUCUCCAAUUAUCUUUAAUUUUAAUUUACAGUAACUCCUUUAACUCCUUGCUCUGUUCAAAAUCCCGUGUGUUAGCAAGACAUACAUUGAAAGUAAGRAAACAAUUAUUCUGCUUUUUGUGUAUUGAUCUUUUCUGUGCAAUAUGUUUUGUUUACAUUGGAAGCUACUCAUGUCUGUGAAUGUGUUUCUGUAACUGCUCUCAAGUGUCAUAAACUAGUAUAAUAAGCACUAAUAUUGCUGUAUAAAAUCCUGCUUAUCGCCAUGUGUUUCAAGGGCUGAAUCACGACUUUUUUAUCCUGCAGUCCUGCAGAGAAUACUGUGAAUUACACUAUCAUGGAGAAGCCUCUUUAAAAAUCAAGAAAACUAUACAAACAGAUGCCACCAGCAAGUUUAACCCAACAGAAAUAAUGAGUUCAAGCUAAUGUGCUCCAGCUAAUGUUCCUGUUGAGAUUCAGAAGUCUAGAGAAAGCUGAGAGAUGGAGCUGCUUAAUUCAGCCACAGCAUCACAGCAAUGUGAAAACAUUACUUCUGGACUGACUUCCACUCACAUUCUGUGGGUUGCAAUGUCGAGCCCAGGAGCCCUGGUCACUGAUGUAGAGCUCAGCCCUCAAUACUACAGCUGAAAUAGUCAUAUGUAGUGAUAUAGUUAUAUGUAGUGAUAUAAACAACAUAAAUGAGAGUAAUAAAUGCUUCUGGGAUUAUAGUACUUCCCAAACAUUGCAUUCUCUUGUAGUAACUUCAGCUACUAAAGUGUACACCCCUUGAAAAAUCAUUUCUCACUUGUAAAGCUUUUAGCAGUAUCCAUGACAUUUCCAUUUUAUCUGUUUUAGGAAAUCUCAUAAACAACUGAUGGAUUUGAUUCUUACAUGUUCAAGAUUUUUAUUUUAAACAAGUAGGGGCAAAGCUGUCAAAAAGAUGAAAGGCUGUCCCUAAAUCAGAUGGUUUAAAUGUACAAGCUUCAGCCUGUAACUAGUAGUUUUGAUCCUCAUGCAAAAACUUACAGGAAUGUCUAUAUUGCAACCAAAAGUAUGAGAGCAGCUCCAGGGAAAAAAGCCUGAGCUGGCUUGGUUACUAUUGCCAGUGCACUCACAGUGGGGAAAAGUUCAGAACUGCAAAACUCAUCCUGCUCCUGAAUAAAUAUAUUCAGUGGUUACCUGAUACUGAGUUCUGUAUUACCAUGGCCACAAUGCUGCAAAUACCURCUUAAGGAUGGAUUACGUCUUUUAUUGGAGGGAGUCAGAUGCUUGACAAGCAAAGAUGUAUCAUUGACUGAUAAUGUGCAGUAAAAACCAGUACUGAGAUAUUAAAAAAUCAGUCAAUUGCACUCCACAAGAGGCAGAAUGGGACACUUUUUUUUUUUUUUUCUGACACUGCCUGUUAGAGAAAGAAGUAGAUUCAGACAGAAACUAAAAUGUGAAGUGUCUGAGACAUUUUCUCUGGUUUAUGCUGCUCAAGCCUAAGCUGUAAAAAGAAAUUUCAGAAAAUGAGGCAAUUCUUAUUGGAGCAAGAGCUGUCAGGAAGGGCUUUGAUUGUAGGGACACCUUUUUGUUAACAAAUARUCAUACUUGAAAAUGCGUAUGCACUUUUAGAAAGGAUCCAGUGAACACAAGUUACACAAGGUUCAGAUGAUGUAACUUCAGAAUCAAUGAGGGUACAUUAAAGAUGUAAUACAUGAGUAAAGUAGGCCCUGAAUCUCACUUAUAGGAAAGAUGUUUUGUCUUGCUGUGACUAAAUCAAGUAAAAUUUGUCCAGUGGAGUAAAAGGUUGUACAUGUAGACAAGUUUGUGGMUUUUUUCAUUUUUUCAGUCAUAUUUACAAUUUGCUUCAUAUAAUCUGCAGACUGUGAUUAAAAAAUAUCUUGUCACCAAGCAACUUGUGGCACUGCAAUAAAGUACUUUAAAGGAACAAUUCAACCUUUGUAAUUGUAUAUUACUGAAAAACAAUGGAGCUUUCAGUAUGUCUAGAGUUUCCAAACAAAACAAAAUGUUCAAGUUUGUUGCUUCAGUAAGAACAAAUUUUUUAAAGCACUUGUGCUCUGACACAAAUAAAGUUGAUGACAUGAAGCUCCUCAAUUUGCCCUCUAGCAGUGACAUCAUCUGUCUCUACAAUAAUUACAGUAGCAACUUGACACUGUGGCAGGGUUUUCUGGUACCUAUGGUAGACAGCAGUGCAUAUGCAGCACUUUUCAGUUCAAUCAGCAACUACAUCCUCUUACUGAAUUGAUUUUAUUCUGAAACUUCUUUAUUCAGAGGCCUGAAUAUUGCACACUMUGGGUAAGCAAAGCAUAACCAUCUGACUUCCAGAUAAUACCAGCAGUAUCAGAUCAGUCAGGAGCACUCAUGUUCAUUUGUACCUGUAAUGUAAGGAUAUUGGAUCCAAAUGAUAGUAUUUCUUCUCACUGAGGUAAGAUACAGAAAGCAGAAUGACAGAUGCACUCUA